Amblyraja radiata (thorny skate) is the source of this 1241-nucleotide messenger RNA. RefSeq names its product phosphoserine phosphatase (gene psph). Gene Ontology annotation, cellular component: cytoplasm. Gene Ontology annotation, biological process: L-serine biosynthetic process; dephosphorylation. The coding region runs from base 387 to 1139 and encodes 250 amino acids. Lineage: Eukaryota; Metazoa; Chordata; Chondrichthyes; Rajiformes; Rajidae. The transcript is spliced from 6 exons. The record is from RefSeq and is a predicted model, not a curated record. Gene Ontology annotation, molecular function: L-phosphoserine phosphatase activity; magnesium ion binding.
GAAAUCAGGAUGGAAACUGAUGCAAUGUAUUCCCCUCCCCGGAUACUGGCUCCGGGAGCACCACCACCGCGGCUGCCCGCAGUCCUAGGUCUAAUGCACGUCUGACUGCCCCGUGUCCUUGUUUGCACCGAGUGGCUGGCUGUCUCUAAAACCCCUUGCGUUUCUCCAGCACUUUUGUCUACCUUCGAUUUUCCAGCACCUGCAGUUCCUUCCUAAACAUUGUAGCGAGUUCCCCAACUCCCUACCCCAGGGGAACGGAGGUGUUCAAAUCUCACCCUUCCGACCCAAUGAUCUUUGAUUCCGACUGCUCCAUUGAACCGGCUCCCACCUAGGCAGUGAUCUCAUUUUAAAAUCACUUUGAGACUCAAGAAUCAAGAUCGUGUUUAAUGAUCACAUAUCCCGAAAAUGGAACAAUGAAAUUCUUUACUUGUAGCACGCAACAGAGGUACACUAGCACCAAAAUGGCUACAGCCGUUGAAAUAAAAGCUAUCAUGCGGAUUGCUGAUGCAGUUUGCUUUGAUGUAGACAGCACAGUAAUAAAAGAAGAAGGAAUUGACGAGUUGGCAAAGUUUUGUGGAGUCGGGGAUGCUGUGGCAGAAAUGACACAGAAUGCAAUGGGUGGAAAUAUCUCAUUUAAGACGGCUUUAACGGAGCGCCUAGCUUUAAUCCAACCUUCACGAGAUCAAGUGAAUAGACUUAUAAUUGAUCAACCCCCUUGCUUAACUGAGGGCAUGAUGGACCUGGUUGAUCGACUUCAACAGCGGAACGUGCAAGUCUUCCUGAUCUCUGGUGGAUUCCAUUCCAUUGUGGAACACGUAGCAGCAAGGAUCAAUAUUCCCCUGAACAAUGUCUAUGCAAACAAGCUGAAAUUUCAUCUCAAUGGUGAUUACGCUGGUUUUGAUGAAACACAACCAACAGCAGAAUCUGGUGGGAAAGGCCGGGUCAUAGGUCUUCUGAAAAAAGAAAGAGGAUUUAAGAAGGUCGUUAUGAUUGGGGAUGGAGCCACAGACUUGGAGGCAUGCCCGCCUGCAGAUGCAUUUAUCGGAUUUGGUGGGAAUAUUAUCCGACAACAAAUAAAGGAGAAAGCCAAAUGGUUCGUCACAAGCUGUCAAGAAAUUACUGCAGAACUGGAACAGUAACUAUAAUUUAAAUAAAAGACAACGUACUUUAUUAAAAUAUAUAUAUAAGGAAAACAUCUUGAGUGCAUUAUAAUAAAUUAAAUCUAAUAAAUUGUUCCUUUC